AUGGGGAAGAAGGCGCCGCACUCGCCGGACAUAGAGGCGGCCCGACAUUGGCAUCCACCGCCGGGAGAGCAAUGGAUGUCAUGGCUUGUCCCAGUAAUAUUCGUUAGCAACAUAGGCAUGUUCGUCUACACCAUGUACCUCAAUGAUUGUCCAGAUUACUUGAACAAAGACUCAUGUCUCUUCUCAAAACAUUUGGGCAGAUUCUCCUUCCAACCUUUCCGGGAAAACCCUCUCCUCGGCCCUUCUACCCGCACCCUGCGGAUAUUAGGCGCUCUUGAAGAGGAUGGAGUCUUGGAGAAACACCAAGCAUGGCGUUUCUUCACCUGCAUGUUUCUUCACGCCGGAGUUGUCCAUGUUGUCGCCAAUAUGUUCAGCCUUCUCUUCAUAGGCAUUCGCCUCGAGGAGGAAUUCGGAUUCUUGAGAAUCGGAGCCUUGUACCUGCUUUCUGGUUUUGGUGGAGGUUUGUUGUCUCUCAUACAUUUGAAAAACACGGCAACGUCCAAGACCAUAUCGGUUGGCGCCUCCGGUGCGCUUUUCGGUCUUCUGGGAGCCAUGCUUUCCGAGCUUCUAACAAACUGGACAAUCUAUGCAAACAAGUGUGCAGCUCUUAUAAGUUUAUUGAUCAUCAUUGGCCUAAAUUUGGCCGUUGGAUUUCUUCCCCACGUGGACAAUUCAGCUCAUAUAGGAGGAUUUCUGGCCGGCUUUUUCCUGGGUUUUGUUCUCUUGAUGCGACCUCAAUAUGGAUAUGUUAGCCGCAAGUAUGUGCCUGCAGGCUGUAAUAUCAAACACAAAGCUAAAUACAAAUGCUAUCAGUACUUUUUCAUGGUGUCUUCUGUCAUCAUCCUACUCAUCGGAUAUGCUUAUUGCCUAGCUAGAUUGUACAUAGGAAAGCCAGAGGAUUUUUCCUUCCUAAAAAAGUCACCAAGAUGA
This is a messenger RNA of Arachis stenosperma, 930 nucleotides long. Its product is annotated as RHOMBOID-like protein 5. Gene Ontology annotation, molecular function: serine-type endopeptidase activity. The transcript has 4 exons. Gene Ontology annotation, cellular component: membrane. Lineage: Eukaryota; Viridiplantae; Streptophyta; Magnoliopsida; Fabales; Fabaceae. Gene Ontology annotation, biological process: proteolysis. The record is from RefSeq and is a predicted model, not a curated record. The coding region runs from base 1 to 930 and encodes 309 amino acids.